Molecule: messenger RNA, 1827 nt
Organism: Aphanomyces astaci
Lineage: Eukaryota; Oomycota; Saprolegniomycetes; Saprolegniales; Verrucalvaceae
Exons: 1
Coding region: 17-1768 (583 amino acids)
Source: RefSeq, a predicted model, not a curated record
CCCUUGUCAAGCGCACAUGCAAUACACCACCAACGACACGGGCAAACUCGACUUGCAAGAGCGCUUGUCGUAUGUCAACUCUUCCCACGACCACAAGGACACUGACGGGUACGCCGAAGCCAAGACCCCCGGGGGGCUCGAAGACGGUGCGUUAGUCGAAGGGGGGGCGCUCGUGUACACUUCUUGGGAGGCCGUGGGGCUCUUUUCCCAGUACGCGGCCAUCGGGGUCAUCUACGGCAUGAUUCCGUCGCUCAACUACCCGAUUUUCAACGUAUAUCUCAACUUGGAAGGGUACCAGACGUCGUCGUACUCUGUGCUCGUGACGCUCGGUUGGUCGUGCAAGGUGAUCUUUGGCAUGUGCUCCGACUGCUUUCCUAUCUUUGGCUACCGCCGCAAGUCGUGGAUCCUCAUCGGGUGGACCAUCACCAUGAUCUGCCUCGCCAUCAUGGCGUUCUCAUCGCUGGGUGAGCCCUUUUGCAACCGCAAGAGCGAACAGUACGCCAAGUACUGCGGCAAACCGCUGGCCAGUGUCCCCCCAGAGGCCAUCGACGCCGCGUUCAACCUGUCCGCCCCGGACAACGGCGCACUCUUCAUCAUGCUGUCCAUGCUCGUGUCGCUCGGGUACGUCAUGGCGGCGUGCGCGUCCGACGCGAUGGUCGUCGAGUACGCCCAGCGCGAACCCGACGCCUUCCGCGGCCGCAUCCUCACGGCCAUUUACACAGUCCGCACCGUGCUUGGCAUGAUUGCCGUGUCUGUGACAGCGUUCGGCCUGAACGGGAAAAACUACGGCGGCGAGUUCAGCUUUUCUAUCGCCCCCAACGUCCCGUACGGCAUCUGCCUCAUCCCAUGCGUGCUCGUGGUGCUGUCAACCGUCUUCAUCUUGGUCGAGCACAAGAAACCCGCAAGCCCCGUGCGCGUGUGGUGGGGCCAGUUCUGGGACCUGCUGCAGUCCCGCGUCAUGUGGCAGAUCUGCGCGUUCCGGUUCAUAAGCAACGUGUUCAACUCGAUCGGGGUGACCGCCACGUCCCCCAUCCAAACGUACUGGGCCACUGUCACGCCCCUCAACGACUCGCUCUCGACGCUUGUGGGCAAAGCCGUGUUCGCGGCUACGCUCGCGGUCGUGGGCAAGUGGGGCAUGCAGUGGAAUUGGCGGUGGAUCAUCGCCAUCGGGUCCAUCGGGGUUGUCGUCAUCGACGCGUUCGUGAUCUACUUGACCAUCUGGGACGUCGUGCGCAACCAGUGGUUCUUCACGGGCGUGGGGCUGAGUGAAAACAUCCCCGACGGCGUCCGCUUCGUCGUGGCCACGUUCUGCGCCAUCGAGGUGGCCAACCAGGGUGUGGAAGGCGCGACAUAUGGACUCAUCACGACCGUGAGCAACCUCGCGACCCCGUUUGCGUCAGUCAUCUACAAGUUUGUCGACUCGUACUUUAAGAUCACCAACAACGACAUCAAGUCCGACACUACGAUUGUGCGGUGGGAUGCCACGUAUGUGUACUUGAUCUCGUACGGAUCCAAACUGUUUGCGUUGGUGUGGCUGUUCAUGCUCCCGCCCCAGAAGAAGGAAAUGCAAGAACUGAAAAAGAAGGGCGGCAAGAGCAAACUCGCGGGGUAUGUGUUGAUCAUCGGGUUCUUCACCUGCUUUGCAUUCUCCAUGACCAGCAGCUUCAUGUCGGUCUUUCCCUCCACGAAAUGCUACCGCAUUGCCGGUGGCAGCGGCGCGGUGGACCCCAAGACGGGCGGGUGCCCCAUCCCGCCCCCCAAGAAGUAAACGGCCCCUCGUAAAUAGUAGUAGUAUUUUAAAUUGUAUUAAUUGUGUCUAUUUCCCAA